GAACCAACUGUUAUAAUGUACACUUACUUGUUUAAAUUUGCUAAAGGGAGGGAAGAUUUGGGGCAAAAACUGUUCUUGGCUUGGACUGGAUGGGUAUGCACUUGGACGGCUUUGAUGCUGUUUCUUCUGGCAAUAUUCAAUGCUAGUGUUAUUAUCAAUAGGUUUACCAGGGUUGCAGGGGAAACUUUUGGAAUGUUAAUUUCAGUUCUUUUCAUUCAAGAAGCCAUCAAGGGACUAGUGAGCGAGUUCAAAGUUCCAAAAAAUGAGGAUGUAAAUGACGACAAGUAUCAAUUUCAAUGGCUUUACACCAACGGUCUGCUGGCAAUUGUCUUCUCAUUUGGGCUUUUAUACACUGCAUUGAAGAGUAGGAAAGCAAGAUCAUGGUGGUUUGGAACAGGUGAGCUCAGAAGUUUCAUAGCAGAUUAUGGGGUCCCAUUGAUGGUUGUACUGUGGACAAUGCUCUCAUUCAGUGUACCAAGCACCAUCCCUUCUGGCGUCCCAAGAAGGCUCUUUAGCCCACUCCCAUGGGAAUCGGAAUCCACAUACCAUUGGAGAGUAGUCAAGGAUAUGGGCAACGUUCCUCCGGCUUACAUCUUCGCUGCUAUCAUCCCAUCUCUUAUGAUUGCUGGUCUUUACUUUUUUGACCAUAGUGUUGCUUCACAACUGGCUCAGCAAAAAGAGUUUAACCUCAAGAAUCCUUCCGCGUACCACUAUGACAUUCUUUUACUCGGAUUCAUGACGUUACUUUGUGGAUUAUUAGGGCUACCUCCUUCAAAUGGUGUGUUGCCUCAAGCACCGAUGCACACUAAAAGCCUAGCUGUUCUCAAGAAACAGUUUAUUAGAAAGAAGUUGGUAGAGAGUGCUAAAGAAAGCAUAAAGCUGAAAGCUAGCAGUAUUGAGAUCUACAACAAAAUGCAAACUGUGUUCAUAGAAAUUGAUAGAUCUCCAGCGACAACUGCAGUAGUUAAAGAACUAGAAGACUUGCAGGAAGCUGUCAUGAAAGUAGAAAACGUAAAGGAAAACACUAAGGUAAAGUUUGAUCCCGAGGAACACAUUGAUGCUCAUUUACCUGUGCGAGUUAAUGAGCAAAGGGUCAGCAAUCUACUGCAGUCACUUCUUUUAGCAGCAUCUAUAUGUGCUAUGCCCCUUAUCAAGUUAAUUCCUACCUCGGUUCUAUGGGGAUAUUUUGCUUACAUGGCCAUUGACAGCCUCCCCGGAAACCAGUUUUGGGAGAGGAUCUUGCUUCUUUUUGUCCCCUAUGGCAGGAGAUACAAGGUUUUUGAGAAGGUGCAUGCGUCUUUUGUUGAGUUCGUGCCAUUCAGAAGAAUAGUUAUAUUCACAAUCUUCCAGAUUGUGUAUCUUCUUGUUUGUUAUGGUGUGACGUGGAUUCCUAUUGCCGGCAUUCUCUUUCCCAUCCCCUUCUUCCUUCUCAUUAUCAUACGACAACACAUUUUACCAAAGUUGUUCCAGCUGAACCAUUUGAGAGAACUAGAUGCAGCCGAGUAUGAGGAAAUCGUGGGUAGUCCAACACGCACUCCCAGCUUCCAUCUCGGGGAAACUGAUAAUGCUGGUGGUGGGAGCAAUGAAGGUGAUAUCUGUGAUGCUGAAAUACUAGAUGAACUGACUACAAGUAGAGGGGAGCUCAAGGUCCGAAAUCUUAGCUCUAAAGAAGACAGACGCACACAGCAAAUUUACCAUGAUGAUGAAAUCCAGCCUGAGUGA
Messenger RNA from Erigeron canadensis, 1722 nucleotides. Its product is annotated as boron transporter 4-like. Gene Ontology annotation, molecular function: solute:inorganic anion antiporter activity. The coding region runs from base 16 to 1722 and encodes 568 amino acids. NCBI's taxonomy places the organism in Eukaryota, Viridiplantae, Streptophyta, Magnoliopsida, Asterales, Asteraceae. Gene Ontology annotation, biological process: monoatomic anion transport; monoatomic ion homeostasis; transmembrane transport. Gene Ontology annotation, cellular component: plasma membrane. The record is from RefSeq and is a predicted model, not a curated record. The transcript is spliced from 11 exons.